AUGUCCCUCUUCCCCCCCUCCCCCGCGCCCGGCUUCCUCCGCCCCUCCCUCUUCGACCUCCUCGCCCAAGACCAGCUCACAGACCUCUUCCACCCCGUCCUCCGCUAUAUCCUCUCUUACCUCGCCCAGCAGUAUCCACGUUAUUUUCUGCGGCUGGUGAACCAUCAUGAGGAGACAUAUGCCUUCCUCCUCUUGCUGCUUCAGAGAUAUCAUUUGAAGAAACACAACGCAUCCAUAUCCGAACAUUUCUACGGCCUCCGCCUCGCCCCCCACCCCUCCCUCUCCUCCUCCCACCUCCCACACUUAUCAUCCAUCUCCCCACUCCGCUCCCAGGGUCUGAGCAGAAGACAGAGAUGGUUGAUGCUGCUCUUCCUCGUGGGCCUGCCCUACGCGCGCGCGAGGGCGCAGGAUUACUAUGAACGCUUGGCAAACGUUGACGUUGGCGAGGACGCUUCCAGAGAUGAGGGGCUAGGAGGCGAUCCACGCGGGCUCACCAUCGUACGCCCCUCAUACAUAUCGAUAGGCAAGUCGCUCAUGAACCACCAGACACAACUCGCAUUCAAACGUAUAUACCCCUACGCCAACACCGCUCUCGACGCUUCAUUCCUCCUCAACGACAUGCUCUACCUCUUUGAAAGAACAGAGUACUACCGUCCGUGGCAUCGGUGGCUUAAGCUCAGAGUAUUACGCGCUACGCCGGAAGAUCAAAUCCAAACCUCGUCCAUCUCCUCCUACCUACCCCCUCUCCUCCCACCGCUUCUACUCCUGUUGAAGCUCUCACAAUGGUGGUACUCGCCCUCCUCUCCUCGCACAAGUUCGGUACUCGGCACAGAGAAGAAUACGACCUCCAAAACGCACGCUGCUAUCCUGCCCCCUCGGCCUUUACCCAUCUUGCCCUCCUCCUCCUCCUCCAUUGUUUCUAUCCCUUCUUCUUCCCAGACGACACCUCUGCCUUCCGACAAUAGCCCUCCCGAUAUUUAUGGAAGCGAGAAUGGAGAGAAAGAAGAGAUAGAGGGAAAAGAAUUCAAAGUGGACAAGGCAGAUUACGGCAAAUGCCCGCUCUGUCGGAAAAAAUGGCAGAACCCCGCAGUCUUGCCGAGUGGAUGGGUCGUUUGUUGGAGAUGUGGAUGGGAAGCUGUAGAGGGUGACGACGACGACGACGACGAAGAAGAAGAAGGAGAAGGCGCUGGCGAGGGUGAAGGGGAUGAUGGUUUGAAGGAGGAGGAGGAGGAGGAGCAAGAGAAGAGUCGGAAAGGGCGGAGAGGGCGGUGUCCUAUCACAGGCGUGGCGGUGGGUCCGGGGCAGUUGAGAAGGGUGUUGGUGUAG
This is a messenger RNA of Cryptococcus wingfieldii CBS 7118, 1326 nucleotides long. RefSeq lists its product as hypothetical. Gene Ontology annotation, molecular function: protein binding; ubiquitin-protein transferase activity; zinc ion binding. Gene Ontology annotation, cellular component: peroxisomal membrane; peroxisomal importomer complex. The transcript is spliced from 3 exons. NCBI's taxonomy places the organism in Eukaryota, Fungi, Basidiomycota, Tremellomycetes, Tremellales, Cryptococcaceae. The coding region runs from base 1 to 1326 and encodes 441 amino acids. The record is from RefSeq and is a predicted model, not a curated record. Gene Ontology annotation, biological process: protein monoubiquitination; protein import into peroxisome matrix.